Oncorhynchus keta (chum salmon) is the source of this 1243-nucleotide messenger RNA. RefSeq names its product polyubiquitin-B. The transcript has 2 exons. The record is from RefSeq and is a predicted model, not a curated record. Gene Ontology annotation, biological process: protein ubiquitination; modification-dependent protein catabolic process. Gene Ontology annotation, molecular function: protein tag activity; ubiquitin protein ligase binding. Gene Ontology annotation, cellular component: cytoplasm; nucleus. Bases 152 to 1069 code for a protein of 305 amino acids. Lineage: Eukaryota; Metazoa; Chordata; Actinopteri; Salmoniformes; Salmonidae.
UAGUUCGAUAUGGGUGUAACGGCGGAAGGAUACGUGACUGAAAGGUAUAAAUACCACAGCCCUUUGUUUGCGAGAACAGAGUCGUUUACUGAAGACAGAGAGAAACUAGAAUAUUCAAGAACACCGGUGGCUCAUUUUCUUCCUUGUCAAGAUGCAGAUCUUUGUGAAGACACUUACCGGCAAGACCAUCACCCUAGAGGUCGAGCCCAGUGACACCAUCGAGAACGUCAAGGCCAAGAUCCAGGACAAGGAGGGCAUCCCCCCUGACCAGCAGCGCUUGAUCUUCGCUGGCAAGCAGCUGGAAGAUGGUCGCACUCUCUCCGACUACAACAUCCAGAAGGAGUCCACCCUCCAUCUUGUGCUCCGUCUGAGGGGAGGUAUGCAGAUCUUCGUGAAGACCCUUACCGGCAAGACCAUCACCCUGGAGGUUGAGCCCAGUGACACCAUUGAGAACGUCAAGGCCAAGAUCCAGGACAAGGAGGGCAUCCCCCCAGACCAGCAGCGCUUGAUCUUCGCCGGCAAGCAGCUGGAAGAUGGUCGCACUCUCUCCGACUACAACAUCCAGAAGGAGUCCACCCUCCAUCUUGUGCUCCGUCUGAGGGGAGGUAUGCAGAUCUUUGUGAAGACCCUUACCGGCAAGACCAUCACCCUGGAGGUCGAGCCCAGUGACACCAUCGAGAACGUCAAGGCCAAGAUCCAGGACAAGGAGGGAAUCCCCCCAGACCAGCAGCGCUUGAUCUUCGCUGGUAAGCAGCUGGAAGAUGGUCGCACACUCUCCGACUACAACAUCCAGAAGGAGUCCACCCUCCAUCUUGUGCUCCGUCUGAGGGGAGGUAUGCAGAUCUUUGUGAAGACCCUUACCGGCAAGACCAUCACCCUGGAGGUCGAGCCCAGUGACACCAUCGAGAACGUCAAGGCCAAGAUCCAGGACAAGGAGGGCAUCCCCCCAGACCAGCAGCGCUUGAUCUUCGCUGGUAAGCAGCUGGAAGAUGGUCGCACACUCUCUGACUACAACAUCCAGAAGGAGUCCACUCUUCACCUGGUCCUGCGUCUCCGUGGUGGCAACUAAGCAGCUUCUCCUCUGCUCUUAACGAUGUCUCAUCUUAACCCCCAUCUUAAUCUCCAAUCCCACCCAUUGACCGCUUCUUCCCUCUAACCCCACCCUCUGACUUUCCCCUCUCCCCUAACCUCUCAUCCCAGCUCUUCAUUCCUUUAAAUUUCAAUAAAGUUCAAGCAUUCCUGA